Molecule: messenger RNA, 2004 nt
Organism: Rhea pennata
Lineage: Eukaryota; Metazoa; Chordata; Aves; Rheiformes; Rheidae
Gene: LMNB2
Product: lamin B2
Exons: 11
Coding region: 88-1947 (619 amino acids)
Biological process (GO): nuclear envelope organization; nuclear pore localization; nuclear migration
Cellular component (GO): nuclear envelope; nuclear lamina
Molecular function (GO): structural constituent of cytoskeleton
Source: RefSeq, a predicted model, not a curated record
CGACGGCCGCCAUCUUAGCGCUCCCUCCUCCCCCGGUGCGGCCGGAUUGAAUGAGCCCGCUGCUCGCUUGCCCGCCGAGAGAGCGCCAUGUCAGGCACCCCGAGCCGCGGCACCCCCGGCGGCACCCCGCUGUCGCCCACUCGCAUCUCCCGCCUGCAGGAGAAGGAGGAGUUGCGGCAGCUGAAUGACCGCCUGGCCGUCUACAUCGACCGUGUGCGGGCGCUGGAGUUGGAGAACGACCGGCUGCUCCUGAAGAUCUCCGAGAAGGAGGAGGUCACCACUCGCGAGGUGAGUGGAAUCAAGAGUCUCUAUGAGUCUGAACUGGCUGAUGCUCGAAGAGUCCUGGAUGAAACUGCCAAAGAGAGGGCCAGACUACAGAUUGAAAUAGGAAAACUGAGAGCAGAACUUGAAGAGCUCAACAAAAGCUACAAAAAGAAAGAUGCAGAUUUUUCUGUGGCUCAAGGUCGCAUUAAGGAUCUUGAAGUGCUAUUCCACAGAAGUGAAGCAGAACUCAAUACUGUCUUGAAUGAAAAACGCACUCUAGAAGCAGAAGUGGCUGAUCUGCGUGCCCAGCUUGCUAAGGCUGAAGAUGGUCAUGCUGUUGCUAAGAAGCAAUUGGAGAAAGAGACACUCAUGCGUGUGGACCUGGAGAAUCGGUGCCAGAGCUUACAAGAGGAUCUGGAUUUCAGGAAGAAUGUGUUUGAAGAGGAAAUAAGGGAAACAAGAAAACGGCAUGAACAUCGUUUGGUUGAGGUAGACACUAGUCGCCAGCAGGAGUAUGAAUCCAAAAUGGCUCAGGCCCUAGAGGAUCUACGAAAUCAACAUGAUGAACAAGUCAAACUGUACAAAAUGGAGCUAGAGCAGACUUAUCAGGCUAAGCUGGAGAAUGCCAAACUUGCCUCUGACCAAAAUGACAAAGCUGCUGGUGCAGCUCGAGAAGAGUUGAAGGAGGCUCGCAUGAGAAUAGAAUCUCUCAGCUAUCAGCUUUCUGGCCUUCAGAAACAGGCUAGUGCAGCAGAAGAUCGCAUUCGUGAAUUGGAGGAAAUGAUGGCUGGAGAGCGGGAUAAGUUCAGGAAGAUGCUAGAUGCCAAGGAGCGAGAGAUGACAGAAAUGAGAGACCAGAUGCAGCAGCAGCUUACAGAGUACCAGGAACUGCUUGAUGUUAAAUUAGCAUUGGACAUGGAAAUCAGUGCUUACCGAAAACUCUUGGAAGGAGAAGAGGAAAGGUUGAAGCUGUCUCCAAGUCCCUCAUCCCGUGUUACAGUCUCUCGGGCUACCUCCAGCAGCAGCAGCAGCAGUACUUCAGUUAUUCGCUCUUCCCGAGGCAAGAGAAAACGGAUUGAAGCAGAGGAACUUUCAGGCAGUGGGACAAGUGGCAUUGGCACUGGAAGUAUUAGUGGCAGUAGUAGCAGUAGCUUCCAAAUGUCCCAGCAAGCUUCAGCUACCGGAAGUAUCAGCAUAGAAGAGAUAGACUUGGAGGGCAAAUACGUGCAACUUAAGAACAAUUCAGAGAAGGAUCAGUCCUUGGGUAACUGGAGAUUAAAGAGACAAAUUGGAGAUGGAGAAGAAAUUGCUUACAAAUUUACUCCCAAGUAUGUCCUCAGGGCUGGGCAGACUGUAACAAUUUGGGGUGCAGAUGCAGGUGUAUCUCAUAGCCCCCCUUCUGUUCUCGUGUGGAAGAAUCAGAGCAGCUGGGGCACCGGAGGAAAUAUCCGCACAUACCUUGUAAACUCUGAUGGAGAGGAAGUUGCAGUAAGAAGUGUUACUAAAUCAGUAGUCAUGCGAGAGAAUGAGGAGGAAGAGGAUGAAGCAGAAUUUGGAGAGGAAGACCUCUUCAACCAGCAGGUAAUAAGAUGGUUUAAAAAACAGAUGAUUAACUUGUGUCUAGUCAGCUGGAUUAAUCAGGUAUUGGACUGUGGAGGCCCCUUCAACUUUUGUCAGCUCUGAACUUUCUGUUCCAUUUUUCCAAUGGGUGUCUGCAGAGGGUGAUGUUGGAACAACCUG